This is a messenger RNA of Tricharina praecox, 1519 nucleotides long. RefSeq lists its product as uncharacterized. The transcript has 4 exons. Bases 1 to 1161 code for a protein of 386 amino acids. The record is from RefSeq and is a predicted model, not a curated record. NCBI's taxonomy places the organism in Eukaryota, Fungi, Ascomycota, Pezizomycetes, Pezizales, Pyronemataceae.
AUGCCCUCCCCCUCACCGUCGCCCUCGCCGCCCGGCUCCUCGUCGCUCGCAAUGCCAGCACCAAUAGAAGCGCACGGCCUCGGGCUGCUCAACACACUUGCCGAUUCGCCGUCGCCGCACCGCCCAGACCUCGAGUCAUCCUACUCGCGCCGCGGCCUGCUGCUGUGGAUCGUGCGCGUGCCGGAUUCCAAAGACAUGAUCCUAACGCCGCUCGCGCCCCCGCGGGGCGCACACUCGGCGACGGCGGCGGACAUUGCCGCGUGCAUGUACUACGUGCACAUGCACCACGACACCAGCGCCGCGAGCACGGGUGUGCGCGCCACGCUGAUCCGCCGUGUGCCCGCCACGGGCGAGCAGUGGAACGUGGCUGAUAUAUGUGAUCCCGAGGCCGCCGGCAGCGGCAGCACAGAGGAGGUCGUCCUGGAGAUGCUGGGUGGCGGGUAUCGGAGGCUCGCUGCUGCUGCUGCUGCAGGCGGGAGGGGAGGUGUGGGUGCUGGGGUGGGGGGUGGUAGUGCGAGUGCGGGAGGGCCGCUGGGGAAUAGGCCGGCGCCGCCGGCGAGCGGUGGGUCGAGGAUUGGAAGGAAACCGGUUCCGGGAGCAGCACAGCAGCUACCGCCACCACCGCCACCACCGCCACAGGAGCUCCCGCCGCUCGUCAGGACGAUGAAGAUUGAGGGAGAGGGCUUCUGGCACCGGCUCAAGAGCCGACGGAAGAAGAGCGAUGAGCGGAUUGACACGGCGGCUGGGGGCGUGCCCGGGCGGAAGAAGAAGAAGAAGAAGCGGGACUAUGUUUUCGACGGGCUGUGGGUUGACGGGGUGCGGGGGGCCGGGAAGUAUCUGAAGUGUAAAUACUACCCCGCCGCACCCCCCGCAGCAUCUGCCUACCACCCGCCGCCAGAACCGGAAAAGUCCACGCUGCUCUCCGUGAUAGAGUUUAAACUCGGCACGUUCAACCAGCACAAACGGACCGUCUCCAGCUCCUCCGCCUCCCAUAACCACCACCACAUCCAUAGGGACAAGCAAAAGGCGAAGAUGGGAAUGCUGAUCGUCCACGGUCCCGGACAGGAGAUGCUGGACCUGCUAGUGGCGGCGAAUAUGGCCGCGUUCAUGAAGCGAUGGGAGGGAUGGGCUCGGGAAAGGAAUGCCCUUGGGGGGUUUUAGGGAGGUGAUAUAAUGUGGGGAGGGGAGGGGGAGUUCUGAGAUGGAUGGAUGGAUGGAUGGAUGGAUGGAUGGAUGGAUGGAUGGAUGGAUGGAUGGAAGGAUGGGAUUUACGUGCUACAUAUACCCUUGAUUGACAUGCUUUGCUUCUUGUUCCUUGGUUUUAUUUUCUGGACAUGUGUAGUUACGCACUACCUACCUACCUAACCUACAUAAUCUGUUACAUGUACCUACAAUACAAAGGGGGCAUGUGACUGGUUACAACUUAACGAGAUACGAUCUCGCGAUGCGCUGCGUGCAAAGUCCCGAGAUUAUGCACAAGCACAAGGUUGACGUCGAGGUCGGAGUCGGGGUCGAGGUC